AUGACUCUUUCACUCGACGAACCACUAUUGUUUCCCAGCCAAAUCCAACAUGGCGAACUCAAGGUAAAUAAGAUCCAACUGAUCACAUUCCAGCUCCUCAUAAUUUACAGAUUUGAAUACGUCAAGAACUUUGAGCAGCCAGAUGUGCUGCUCCCCAACACCUGGAUUGUGGUUCGCAUUGAUGGACGAGGAUUCCACAAACUUUCCGACCAUUAUGGCUUCGUAAAGCCCAAUGACCGUCGCGCGCUGGAUCUGAUGAAUGCCGCUGCAGUCGAAGUCAUGAAAGACCUUCCAGAUCUAUGCAUUGCCUACGGCGUUAGUGAUGAGUUCAGUUUUGUAUUCCAUCCUAAUUGCCAGCUCUUUGAGCGGCGUAAUGGGAAACUGGUAACGACCGUCGUCUCAACUUUCACUGCAUACUAUAUCUACAAGUGGAGCGAAUACUUCCCAGAUACGCCACUUAAGCCGCCUCUUUUACCUUCAUUUGAUGGCCGUGCGGUUAUCUAUCCCAAUGCUCAGAUCUUGCGUGAUUAUAUGAGUUGGAGACAGGUUGAUUGCCAUAUCAACAACCUCUACAACACCACUUUUUGGCAUAUGGUGUUGAAGGGCGGCCAGGGUAAUACAGAGGCUGAGCUAGAGUUGAAGGGUACCGUGGCAGCGGAUAAGAAUGAGAUUCUCUUCAAGCGAUUUGGAGUGAACUACAAUAAUGAAUUGGAGAUCUACAAGAAGGGCACUGUUCUCUAUCGUCAGUAUGAACUGGAAGAGCCGAAAGCUACACCAGCAUUGGAAGAACAACAACAGCCCGAGGCAAAGCAGUCACGAUCACAGCAAGACAAGGUCCGUAAAUUGCGCCGGAAGGCACAAGUUGCGGUCGAUCAUGUCGAUAUCAUUAAGGAUGAGUUCUGGAACAGACGGCCGUGGAUCCUAUCAGGAAACCCGGGCAAGUUACCGGUCACCGAGCAAUAG
Molecule: messenger RNA, 963 nt
Organism: Penicillium brevicompactum
Lineage: Eukaryota; Fungi; Ascomycota; Eurotiomycetes; Eurotiales; Aspergillaceae
Product: tRNA guanylyltransferase
Exons: 7
Coding region: 1-963 (320 amino acids)
Biological process (GO): tRNA modification
Molecular function (GO): magnesium ion binding; tRNA guanylyltransferase activity
Source: RefSeq, a predicted model, not a curated record